AAACUCCGCGAUGCUUCCCCUCCCUCGCGCCGGCCCAGGUGCGCGCCGCGCUCCUGCCCGCCCGCUGCCCGCCGGCGGGGGGGACCUGACGGGGAUGUGACCGCCUCCCCUGCCCAGCGCUGCUUACCCCCUCCCUCCAGAUUUUUAUAUAUAUAUAUAUAUAUAUGUAUAUGUAUAUAUAUAUACACACAUACAUUCACAGAUGAAUAUAUAUAUAUAAAUAUACAGAGAAGUCAUUUCUGGGGGGAGGGACGGGGAGCUCGGAUCAUGGCCCUGGGGCUCCCGGGGCUGUCGCCGCCGAUCUGCAGCUCGCCUCCGGGGCCCGCCGCUGACCAUGGGGCUGAAGGCGCGGCGCGGCGCGGCGGGCGGUAGCGCGGCCGGCGGGGCGGCGGCGGCGGCGGGGCGGCGAGCGGCGGCCGGCGGCGACCCCGAGCAGGGCUCGCUGGCCCUGGGCACCGGCGGCGACCGCGACGGCACGCUGCUGCUGGAGGGCGGCGGGAAGGAGGAGGGCGGCAAGCGGAGCCCGCCGGGACUGGGGCUGCUGGCGAAGACCCCCCUGAGCCGCCCGGUGAAGCGGAACCACGCCAGGUACCGCCGCAUCCAAACUUUGAUCUACGACGCCCUGGAGCGACCCCGCGGCUGGGCGCUGCUCUAUCACGCCUUCGUGUUUCUGAUUGUCUUGGGGUGUUUGAUCUUAGCAGUCCUGACAACUUUCAAGGAGUAUGAAACAGUUUCUGGAGACUGGCUCCUCUUGCUGGAAACUUUUGCCAUUUUCAUCUUUGGAGCAGAGUUUGCCUUAAGAAUCUGGGCUGCUGGCUGUUGCUGUCGCUACAAAGGAUGGAGGGGGAGACUCAAAUUUGCCAGGAAGCCUUUGUGCAUGCUGGAUAUCUUUGUGCUGAUUGCUUCAGUGCCAGUGGUUGCUGUUGGGAACCAGGGCAAUGUUCUGGCAACGUCUCUCAGAAGCCUCCGCUUCCUUCAGAUCCUCCGGAUGCUCCGCAUGGACCGGCGGGGCGGCACGUGGAAACUUUUAGGAUCAGCUAUUUGUGCACACAGCAAAGAACUCAUCACCGCUUGGUACAUUGGGUUCCUGACGCUCAUCUUAUCCUCAUUUCUUGUUUAUCUGGUUGAAAAAGAUGUUCCUGAAAAAGAUGCUAAUGGGGUAGAGAUGAAAGAGGAGUUUGAAACCUAUGCAGAUGCACUGUGGUGGGGGCUGAUCACCCUUGCUACGAUUGGAUACGGAGACAAAACCCCUAAAACAUGGGAGGGACGGCUGAUUGCAGCCACCUUCUCUCUCAUUGGAGUGUCUUUCUUUGCUCUUCCUGCAGGCAUUCUGGGGUCAGGGCUGGCACUGAAGGUCCAGGAGCAGCAUCGUCAAAAACAUUUUGAGAAAAGAAGAAAGCCAGCAGCUGAGCUCAUUCAGGCUGCCUGGAGAUACUAUGCUACUAACCCCAACAGGAUUGAUUUAGUUGCUACCUGGAGGUUUUAUGAAUCAAUUGUAUCAUUUCCAUUUUUCAGGAAAGAGCAAUUGGAUGGUACUGCCAGUAAUGUCAUGAUUAGUAGGGAGUCAUUCUUUGGAUCAAGCCUCACAAGAAAACUUAGCCAAAAGCUGGGUCUCUUGGAUCGGGUUCGUGGUACCAAUACUAAAGGAAAGCUAUUUACCCCUCUGAAUGUAGAUGCCAUUGAAGAAAGUCCUUCAAAAGAGCCUAAGAAUGUUGUCUUGAAUAAUAAGGAGCGUUUUCGCACUGCAUUCCGAAUGAAAGCAUACGCUUUUUGGCAAAGCUCAGAAGAUGCAGGAACAGGGGAACCCAUGGCAGAAGACAGAGGUGACAGUAGUGAUUUCCCUAUGGAAGAUAUGAUCCCCACAUUCAAGACAGCCAUCCGAGCUGUCAGAAUACUACAGUUUCGUCUCUAUAAAAAAAAAUUCAAGGAGACUUUGAGGCCUUAUGAUGUAAAGGAUGUGAUAGAGCAAUACUCAGCAGGGCAUCUUGAUAUGCUUUCCAGAAUAAAAUACCUUCAGGCAAGAGUAGAUAUGAUUUUUACACCUGGACCUCCAUCUACUCCCAAGCAUAAGAAAUCCCAAAAGGGAGGAGCUUUUUCUUACCCUUCACAACAGUCUCCCAGAAAUGAACCAUAUGUAGCCAAAGCAUCUACAGCUGAUACUGAAGACCAAAGUAUGAUGGGAAAAUUUGUUAAAGUUGAGAGGCAGGUAAAUGACAUGGGGAAGAAACUGGAUUUUCUUGUUGAUAUGCAUAUGCAUCAUAUGGAACAGCUGCAGAUACAAGUUGCUGAGAUAAGUCCAUUGAAAGAAACCGCUUCUCCUGCAAGGGAGAAGAGAGAAGAAAACAAAUAUUCUGAAUUAAAAACAAUAAUAUAUAAAUACACUGAGCAGUGUUCUCGUGAAACUCCUUACAACUUCCAGCAGGUUCCAGUCAACAAAGUCAGCCCCUAUGGUUUCUCAGCACGGGGUCAUACGGCUCACUCACAACCUUUCUCAAUAGGUGGGCAAAACUCUGGCAAAAUGCAAGCCACACCUUCCUCAACUUCAUAUGCAGAAAGGCCAACAGUUUUGCCUAUAUUUACAUUAAUGGACUCCCAGGUUAGCUACCACUCCCACGGGGACCUUCAAAGCCCUUACUCAGACAAGGUGUCUCCGAGGCAGAGAAGGAGCCUGACGAGAGACAGCGAUACUCCAUUGUCCCUUCUCUCUGUCAACCACGAGGAGCUCGAGCGCUCCCCGAGUGGCUUCAGCAUCUCCCAAGAGAGAGACGACUUCCCCUUCGGCCCCAACGGGGGCUCGGCGUGGAUGAGAGAGAAACGCUACCUAGCAGAGGGGGAGACAGACACAGACACAGACCCCUUCACACCAAGUGGCUCCAUGCCUUUGUCCUCUACAGGAGAUGGGAUUUCAGAUUCAAUAUGGACCCCGUCAAACAAGCCAGCUUAAAAGUGUGUGGGGGGCAGUCACUGGCUGACUUCUCCUUGUAAUGUAAGCAUACUUUGUAUAUCUCACUUACUCUACACCCAAAGCUUACUAGUCCCAAACACCAAUGGCUGCAUAAGAUGCAUGUGAUAUUAGUGGUAGUCAUUCUGCACCAUUUCAUACAAUUUAAUAAUGCAGUUUUUUUCAUGCUAUCAAAACUAAGGGGCUUAGUUUUGAGCAUGGUUUGCAUGACUUUGCCCUAUAUAAAUGGUACAGCUGAUUUCUUCCAUGAUACAUAUCUAUCUGGUACUCUUCAAUACAUCAAUGUUGAAUUGAUAAGAGACAAGAUACAGUGGUCCUUGCUACAUUUUGUAAACAGAGCAGCAAAAUAAAAAUAUUUUCAGGAACAAUAUCCCUUUGUGGAAACAUAACGUCUGAAUCAUUUUCCAUUAUAAGCAAAUCAAUCUCUAAUCAACCAUGCCAAUGAUUUCUAAUAUCAAAAGAAGGGGAAAACUGAGUUAAAGUAUGACCUUAUUGAAAUGUUUUUGUGAACUAAAUGUUUCUCAUGUGAUCUCUGAUAGAACUACCCCUGAAAUACAAUGUUGAAAUGAAAUUAAGGAUAGGAUUUUAAAUCAUCAAAGCCACCUCCUGGGAUUGAUCAUAGGCAUUUAUUUAUUGUAAAAUGUAAAUAGAAAUCCCUCAAAAUACUUUGAAAAUCUUCACUAGUGUUUAUAAAAUUGCUCAAAGUAGGAUUAUAAUGCUUUUUUUUAGAAAAUCUUUUGCUAAGUCUAUUUCCUACCUAUGGGGCCAAAUUUUCUUUGUUACAAAAACAAGGCUGCUCACUGUAGAGAACUCCAGGUUUAUACACUCCACUCUUCUAUUGACUUAGGUGCUGCUAAGUAAGAAGCAGAAUGUAACUCAGCCUCAGUUUCCCAGUCUGUUAAUUGGGAGUUACACUUCCACACAUGCUCACAGGUUGAAAGGCUCAAUUCUCUAAUAUUUGCCAAGUGCUUUGAGCUCCUCAGAUGUGCAGAAAAUUGCUAUUCUCUUCCCUGCAAGUUCUACAGUGUGAGAUGCUGCCAGGAUCUGUUUCUCUCUGUUUACCUUUUCUCUUGGAAAUGGAGUGCUCCAAAUCCAUGGAUGUGUGCUAUAUAUAGGAUUAAUGUAUGAAUAAAUAAUCAUCAUUUUUUUCAUGCGUCCCUGAACAACAGAGAGAUAAGUAUGCUCCCUAGGCCUCAGCCAAAUAUUUUUUAAUGGAAGUUGGAAAUUAUUGAGAAGGAGGAGACCAAGAAAAACACUGGACCGCUGGAAGGAAAUUAAUCAAAGAGCUCACCACUACAGUGGGAAUAUAGUACCUAUAAAGCUAGUGAAAUUAGCAUAUCCAAAUAUCCUAUACAGGUCUUACCUGGUGUCAGUCAAUGUGUCCAUGAAAUAGCAUCCAUGUGGUGUCCAGCUUGGUGGCUGUGCACUCUUUACAGCUGUGGGAAAUGAAGGAGUACAGUCAGUGAGCACAGGGUACAGCAACAAAGGCACACAUCAAAUUCAGGAUGAGAUUAAUCUCACCUUUGACUCAGUUAUCUACAAUGACCAAAUGUCUACCAACUUCAAAGAGAGCAGAAGGUGACUUGCUUAGAUGUCAGAUGAUCAGAGACCACACAAUCAGUGUUAAUUGUCUCAUGUCUCCCCCACUGAUCCAAGGUGCAGCCUCUCUCCAUGGCUCAUCCCCACCUCAUGUCCAGGACAAUCCCUGUCGCUCCACACAAUGACUUCCCCACUGUGGCCAGGGCACUGACCAACAAAGAUGGCAGGAUUUGGCCCAAAUAAGGUGUUACAAAAGGGACUUUCUGCAGAGACUGCUUGUAUUGCACUGCAGCUGCACAACUGAGCAUCUCUGGCACAUCCAGUCUGAGCCAAGAACAUGUUACUGGGCUUCCCAGUGCUUACUGGGAAUUGCACAGCCCUGGAUGGAAAGUGCUCCAAUGACAAUAUUUUGUUGGGUUUUUCUGACCAUAGUAAACUUUUGGUUUAAUUCCUCAGCAUUGUUGACAUCUCAUAGCAGUUGUUCCAUCUGGGGAAUUGUGUUCUUUUCCAGAUGUGGGCAUUGCCUUCAUCUUCAUUGUUUGUUCUCUAUUGGAAGAGACAUCUAAAGGAUUAGGAUCUUCUUACUUCAUCUGCUUCUUCAGCUAAAUCAUGUUUCAUCCUUCUGGGAUAGAUCUUCAGGAAGAACAAAUUGCUUUGUUACUGGAUUAAAUACUGCAGACCAGUUACAGCCUUUGAAGCCUGGGCUGAGUCCAUGGAGCUGUUCUGAAGCCAGUAACUAUGAUGGUAUGAGGCACAAUUUUGGUAAUUACUUAAUUGACAAAAUAGCAUUGACCUGAAAGAUAAUCUGCAUUUGGCACAGUUUUGUGGCUAAAUUUACAAAGAAUAAAACUAAAUGACCAAAGUGUAAUUCGUUAUAAUUUGGCAUAAUUGAGAAUUCUUUGGCCCUUACGAUUCUUGGAAAUAUAUCCAUUUUACCUGUUGCAGCUUUCUGAAAAAGUAAUAGAUGUCUGUGGCAACUUGUGAGAUUUAACCCUCACAUGACAAGAAAAUGGAAUAGAAUGAAAAAAAAAAAAAAUAUUGCUACAUUUCUGAAGUAUCUGUAAGUAUGCACUAGACAAGUCUGCUUCAGUUUUCUUGUAUAUAAAGGGCCUGUUGUUCCUACUGAUUUAAUCUGAAUUUCUUCUCUCUUUAAAUUCUUCCUAGAGCUAAGCAAUCAAAAAUGAAGGCAGCCAAAAAGCAGGUGCAGUCUGAUCAAUUUGUUUGUGACUGUCUUUGACAGUGGCUAUGCCAUGCUGUUCCCUGUUCAAUUCCCACUGAAAUUCUUCAGUUCAAUUUUCUGUUCUUUUCCAUGACAGGUCAUAUAAAAGGAAUCUUUUCUCAGUAUUAAACCUGGUUGAAAAAUCCAUAAAUAACCUCUUUAUCAAAUUGUGUUCUUUCCAAGAGAAAAUCCAAGCAAGGGCAGAGACUUGGUGAAUAUUCACCUGCACACAGCCCCAGAGAAAGCAGGAUUUGGGCUGCCCUGCACUCUGCACACUUAGCAGAUGAACUGUCUGGAAGUUAGUGUUUUCUCUGGCCUGCAAUCACCAAUUUGCAAUAUGCAUCUUUAAAGUCAGGUAUUUGUAGCCACAUCAUUAAAUAUUUAAUGAUGCCAGAUAAGAUCUGCCUCUUCUUAAAAAGCACUGGUGAUAAACUCAGCAAGAUCCUCUGCAGCACAUAUCUAUGGGUCCUGUGAAGGAGAUCCAAGAAAUGAGACAGGCAGAUCUGAUUGGCUUAUUUUAAUAUUUAUAUUUCUUAGCACUGAAACCUGUAUUGCUCUGUUCAUAAGAAUUCUGUUCUUAGCAGCUCUCUGCCAUUUACAUCACUGGGGUUAAAAACAGGGCAUCCAUCAGUUCUGCUGUCUGUGAUGACAACAGAUAGGUGUCAAGGUGUCACCAGCAAGGUGAGAUCUGGAGACCAUCCUGAUCUGGGAUUUGCACACAAAUUCCUCAGAUUCCAGUCAGGGUGAGUCCAGGGAGUGCAUUCACCUUGGAACUGUGGUUCACGUGCCAGCCACAGAUACUGGACAAAGCAAAAUAAACUAUGUGUGAUCCCAGUAACAUUAAGAAUAUCAAGACCUGUUUCCAACACAAGGAAUCUCUAUUCACAAUUUCAUUUGAGAAAGGCAUCUGGGUCAACAAUAGUCUUCGUAAUAGGAAUUAGUUAGAUUUAUACCUUCUUCUGCAUGAUGUUUCAGUUUAAGAGUUAUCAAUUCUCUUUGGGUCAGACCUUUCUAGCAUCUUGACUGACACUAGCACUUUGUUUGCUUGUACUUAACAUUAAGAAGUGUUAAAUUACUUUGAUGACUCUCAUCUCAUUUCAGGCCUUGAGAUAUUUUUUGUAAUUUGAAACUGUGGAGCUUUUCUCUGCCCUCCUUGAAGUAAGUUAGAAACCUUCUCACAGUGAUGCACUGGGAGCAGGGCUGGGUUCUAAUCUGCCAUUAUUUAUAAACUUCCUUGUGAAAGACAGCACUGAUCUGGAGACAUUUUUCUUGGCUACAUUUUGAGAGUGAUUUUCAGUCCCCGCCAGAUGUCUGGAAGUCUUCAAAAAGGUGAAUCUGUGUUUACAUUGUGUGCCUCUCUUUGCAGCAUUAUUAUCAAUUAAGCUUCCUCAUUUUAGAUGCAAACGGGGACUAUUAGAUUAAGGCAAAAGUGAAUGCUUUGUUGAAGUAUGAAGGUAUGAUAAAUGUGGUUUAUGCUCUACUUAGAGAGUUGGCCCUUUAAAAAAAAAAAAAAUCCAGUCAGGUAAUGGCUGUUGUCCUUGCCUUGGCUUUUCCCUGCCCUGAACUUAUGACUCUGGCUCCUAUCUAAAUAAAAAAUAAAUUCAACCCAUGGAGAGAUUUAUUUAAAAGUCCCUAAAUUGUCUUUUGGCUAUAUUUGCUCUGUUUUUAUCUGUAAUGUUGCUGCAUUAUUAUGGUCCAGAGCGGAAAUAGUUUAAAGUUUUUCUGUUUCAAAUGGUGGCCCAUGAGUGCUGCAAACUAAAGCUCACCCAAACCUGGGGGUAGCAGGGCCUUGUGGCCUUCAGGACAGCACCAAGGUGCAACCACAUUGCAAGAUCACAGCCUAAAGCAAUCAGAAAAUGCAGAGGGAGGAGCACCCUCACCCCUGCAGGGAGCCCAGCUGCUGCAGAGGUGUCACAUCUGCUUGGGUAAGACCUGAAUCCAUCCUGAUUGCUGCAGAGCAUGAGAGGAAAGAGCUGGACCUGGAUUCCUUGCACCCCACAGCCCCCACCACUGAGCUCUAGGUGUGUAAGAGCUGCAAACCUAAAUUUCCUGCAGCACCUCGUGAAUUCGGUGGGAUGUCACUUUUUCAGGAGCACAGCUGGAUGUGAGUGCUCCAUUUGAAGAUUAUUUUAAGAGGUUCAGAGGAAAAAGGAGCAUUUUCAAUGUUUUAGCUGGGCACUCUGGGAAUGAAGACCCUGGGUAUCAAAUUCCUUCUGUUUUUUUAGGCUGUAAGAUGUGAUCCUUCCCAAUGCAGCUUUGAGUAGCUUCCCUUUGAAGUUAACUGAAGCAAAAUAGUGAAAAUGGGCUCCUGUUUCCAUCAUGAAGAACACACUGAGACUGAAGGUUACAUAGCCAACUGCAUUUUGUUUUCUAGUUAUGGCAUCUUAUUAUUACUAGUAUUUGUGCCUUGCUCACUGAAAUCUUCUCCAUGCUACAAAGAUGCUUUUCAGAUUCUGGCUGACAAGGGAACACAACUUUUAUACAAGUGGCCUUUAGUGCUCUUUAUAAUAUUAUUUAUUGUAAUUUUUAAACUGUAUGUGUAAUUUCUAUUCUGGCACUGUCCAAUAUUUGAACAAAUUUAAUAUGUUUAUUUCAAUAUAUUAUGCAAACAAUACUUCUUAACUGAUUUUUUUAUGUUCUGUCUUUAAAAACUGCACCACUUAUUAAUAAAUAGAAAUUUCAAUUA
Molecule: messenger RNA, 8406 nt
Organism: Passer domesticus (house sparrow)
Lineage: Eukaryota; Metazoa; Chordata; Aves; Passeriformes; Passeridae
Gene: KCNQ3
Product: potassium voltage-gated channel subfamily Q member 3
Exons: 16
Coding region: 335-2944 (869 amino acids)
Biological process (GO): potassium ion transmembrane transport
Cellular component (GO): membrane; voltage-gated potassium channel complex
Molecular function (GO): voltage-gated potassium channel activity
Source: RefSeq, a predicted model, not a curated record